Messenger RNA from Equus quagga, 2808 nucleotides. RefSeq names its product glycoprotein M6B (gene GPM6B). The record is from RefSeq and is a predicted model, not a curated record. NCBI's taxonomy places the organism in Eukaryota, Metazoa, Chordata, Mammalia, Perissodactyla, Equidae. Bases 220 to 1029 code for a protein of 269 amino acids. Gene Ontology annotation, cellular component: myelin sheath; plasma membrane. Gene Ontology annotation, molecular function: structural constituent of myelin sheath. Gene Ontology annotation, biological process: central nervous system myelination; axon development. The transcript is spliced from 7 exons.
CGCGGCCGGCCCCCAGUGCAGGCGGAGCCCGCCGUGCUCCCACCCCGGCCCCGGAGCCAGGAGCGAGGAGCCAGCCGCCAGCCCAGCAGCCCAGCGCAGCCCGCCCGAGCCCGGCCCGCGCACGUGCCCGCCGGACCUGCAAACUUGUGCCCCCGGCUCUGCGCGUCCCCAGGGAGCCCGAGCGCCCGCAGCCCGCGCCCCGCCCGCCCGUCUCCAGCCAUGGGCUGCUUUGAAUGCUGCAUCAAGUGUCUGGGAGGAGUUCCCUAUGCCUCUCUGGUGGCCACCAUCCUCUGCUUCUCCGGGGUCGCCUUGUUCUGUGGCUGUGGGCAUGUGGCUCUCGCUGGGACCGUGGCGAUUCUCGAGCAACACUUCUCCACCAACACAAGUGACCAUGCCUUGCUGAGCGAGGUGAUACAGCUGAUGCAGUAUGUCAUCUAUGGAAUUGCCUCCUUCUUCUUCUUGUACGGGAUCAUUCUGUUGGCAGAAGGCUUUUACACCACAAGUGCAGUGAAAGAACUGCACGGGGAGUUUAAAACCACCGCCUGUGGCCGAUGCAUCAGUGGCAUGUUCGUCUUCCUCACCUACGUACUGGGAGUGGCCUGGCUGGGCGUGUUUGGUUUCUCUGCGGUGCCUGUGUUUAUGUUCUACAACAUAUGGUCAACUUGUGAAGUCAUCAAGUCACCCCAGACCAACGGGACAGCUGGUGUGGAGCAGAUCUGCGUGGAUAUCCGGCAAUACGGUAUCAUUCCUUGGAAUGCCUUCCCAGGAAAAAUCUGUGGCUCCGCCCUGGAGAACAUCUGCAACACCAAUGAGUUCUACAUGUCCUAUCACCUGUUCAUUGUGGCCUGUGCGGGAGCUGGUGCCACCGUCAUUGCCCUGAUCCACUUCCUCAUGAUACUGUCUUCUAACUGGGCUUACUUAAAGGAUGCAAGCAAAAUGCAGGCUUACCAGGAUAUCAAAGCAAAGGAAGAACAGGAACUGCAAGAUAUCCAGUCUCGGUCAAAAGAACAACUCAAUUCUUACACAUAAAUGUUUGCCAGAGUGUUUCAGCCGACGAAUUGACAGCUCUGACAAAUCACCAGACAGCUGCUCUGCAGUACAGAUGUGUAUCCCACCAAACAAACUAAUGUAGAAGUACAAACCCUUCACUGUCUGUCUCAAGCUGCUGGGAUGUAUUUCUAGGAAAACCUUCCAGUAGGUAAAUCUUUUUCUUUAGAACAGAUAUUGGAGGUUUCAUGUUAGCCAUUUUAAAAGGCAACACUUUGACAAAAUGAUUGUUCAUCCUUUUGAAAUUUGAUAGGGACCCAUGAUGUGCCAGCAUCAAGGGAUGUGACCAUAAAUUCACGUAUGCCAUCUGUCCUCAAAUAAAUAUAUCUAAAUAGGGAAUAAAAUGGAAUUGGCGUGAAGUUCCAUUUCUGACAACUGACAUUUAUUAAACUGUGGCUCAUCAAAGAUAAAAAAAAAAAAAAAGGCUAGUUGUAAGGAUCAUAUUAAUUAGCUGACUCCCCACCGCCACUAAGAUUUCCUGAUCCAAUCAGAAAUCUUUUCUUCAAUAAUGCUGAAAUGAGCUCCUAUACAUUUGGCUACGCCUACCAUUGAAGAAGCUGCAUUCUGACUCAUUGACAAGCUUUCCAGAAUCAAUUUUAUGAUAGAUUUCAUUUUAAUAAAAUGACCCAGUUGUCAUCCUUCGUCUUGGGAAAUAAAUGUCAGCUCUGCCUUAAUGAGUAUUUGCUUUAAAUUUCUAAGAACUUAUAUUACAACGGGAGACCCAAAAUCCUUCAUAGAAUUUUGUUCCACAAAUGUUUUUCUUAAUUAAGAAGUGUUACCUUAUUAAAAUGACCACCAUUCUAAACCAUUUCUAUGUGGUCUGAAUAGUGAGUUUACAGUUUCAUACCAACUAUCUAAAACCUAAUUACAAAUAGACCACAGACCUCCUACUUUUAUAGACUUGAAUACUUAAGUAAUUUAAAUUAGGGUUGGUAUUUAUUUCACUUUUUCUUAUCUAAAUCUUAGUUUCCUGGAAUAAUCAAGUUCGAUGUUCAGCAAGAAAACUGCUUGAGUUUAAGCCAUUUUCAAAAGAAACUUGCCUUCUAAAUCAUUGUGUUCCAGAACAUUAAGUGACUAUAGGUAUUGGGUAUUAGUGAUGGUAAACUUUGUGUUGUUCUUUAUGAAAUGAUACAUAUAACUGUUGGAUGCAUCAGUGCUUUUUAAAAGGGGCUGCAUAAUAUAGGGUUAACUAUGUAUAUUCAUGUUAAGAAUUAACUUGUGGUUUGGCUGUUUCCUGGAUUUAAAAACAUAUACAUGUGCAGAAAUGUAUUAAAAUGAAAGGAAGCAUACCUUUAUCAAGAUGCUAUUAAAAUUGUACAUCAAGUAUAAUAUUUCAUUUGGAUUCUUUUUGUUGUUGUUGUUAAUGCCUAAAAAUGCCUAUUUGGAUCUUGACUAUUUUUUUUUAAUUGGGAGAAGCUCUCUUCUGUGUAGAACAGUUGUUCCAGAAUAGCUUGGUGUUUGUUUUCCUGUUGCAUGACAGACUUAACUAUCUUUUCCAGCAGUGGAGGUGCUGUUCGAGUCCAGUGUUCUAGAAAAGGCAGUGUCCAAAGCCUAAUUUUACUUUUCUAAUUCUGGUAGCUAUUACCAGGAAUUUUUGAAAGUUUUGUUUAAGUAGUCUAAUAUUUUUUAUGUAAAGAGCAUUAAAUUUUGCUAUGUAUAAAUUUUUGUAACCUAACAGUGAAUCAAUAUUUUCUAUCAGUGCCAAGGGCUUCCUGUAGUUCUAUUCAAGUGUUACAAUAAAUAUUUGUAGAUAAUAGUCAA